UAGUCAGGAGGAAAUGGUAUGCAGCUCCGGCUGGGGUGUGCCUUCCUCUGUCCCGUAGCUAUCGUCACAUCUGUUGGUAUUUACAGCAAGAGCAACAACAACAACACGUUUUCAACUUGAACACCGGGCUCUGGUUCAUUGUUCUGUGGAGGUAUCUCUGCCCGGUAUGCCCGAACAACACCACUGACACACGGGUAACGGCUGAAGAUGGCUUCGGUGCGGAUGGUCGGCAAAGUUACGGCGAGACUUUUGGGAAGUCUUCAGCCUCUUCACUGCGGGCUCAGAACUACACGUCCGGCUACAUUUCUUCACCAAGUUCACCAGAGGCAGCCUCUACUUGGAAAUUGUCAAUCACUUUUCUACAGUACACUCACACCCUCCAGUGACGUGUCUUUGAAGUACAAAUAUGGCCGCCUGGUUCUGGAGGUCCCGCUGCCAUCCAGGAAUGAGAAGUGUCUGUUCUUCCUCAGACCCAUGCUGAUGAACGUGGGAGACCUGAUCACAGAUCUGCAGAAAGAGGACCCCGGAGUGACUGCAUCUGUUCUCUCCAAGGAUGGAGAGCGAGUGGCCAACACCACGUUGAUCGAUGCCCUGCUGGAUAAAGACUUCCAACUCGUCAUUAACGAUGCAGUUUAUGACGUCCACUCGCCUGAAAAGGUGUGUACGUCCAGUGAGCACGCCAUGGAGAUGGAGGACAUGAAGCACGUGGUGCAUCUGCUGCACACAGCGCUCCACCUGCCUGAACACCACCUGCUGAAGGAGAGGGAGCUGCUAGAGAAACUGGACAACCUCAAACAGGAACUGUCACCUUUAGAGAAGAUGAAGGCACAGUUGUCCCACAAAGCAGAGUUCCAGGCAUCCAGGGUACUCUGGGCCGGCAUGGCAUUGUUGUCUGUGCAGGGUGGUGCUCUGGCCUGGCUCACCUGGUGGGUCUAUUCUUGGGACGUAAUGGAGCCCGUAACUUACUUCAUCACCUACGCCACCAGCAUGGGAGCCUUCGCCUAUUACGUCCUCACCAAACAGGAUUAUGUGUACCCAGAUGCUAAAGACAGACAGUUCCUGCGUUACUUUUAUAAAGGGGCCAGCAAGAAGAAAUUCAGAGUGGAAAGAUACAAUGAACUAAAGGAUCAACUGGCUCAGGUGGAGGAGGACCUGAGACGUCUGAAAUACCCGACUCAACUUCAGCUGCCACUGGACCAGAUCCAGCCGAAGCCAUGAACGAAGCCAAGCCAUGAGGAGACGUCUCUCUCUUUCUCACAUGAGCAAAAACAACUCUUAACGACUCUCCUUUUUACCAGGAUCCAUGUCAUUCUGUGUUUUGUUUACAAUCUUGAUAAUGAUGCUAAUUCUGUCUUUGAGAAAAAUACAAACACUGAGAACUAUUGCAAUAAAAAUUAUUUCCCAAACACUGGGAAAAUCUCCUG
Molecule: messenger RNA, 1424 nt
Organism: Lates calcarifer (barramundi perch)
Lineage: Eukaryota; Metazoa; Chordata; Actinopteri; Centropomidae
Product: mitochondrial calcium uniporter dominant negative subunit beta
Exons: 8
Coding region: 208-1218 (336 amino acids)
Biological process (GO): calcium import into the mitochondrion; mitochondrial calcium ion homeostasis
Cellular component (GO): uniplex complex; mitochondrial inner membrane
Molecular function (GO): calcium channel inhibitor activity
Source: RefSeq, a predicted model, not a curated record